Messenger RNA from Sclerotinia sclerotiorum 1980 UF-70, 3318 nucleotides. RefSeq lists its product as hypothetical. The transcript has 10 exons. Gene Ontology annotation, molecular function: phosphorelay sensor kinase activity. Bases 1 to 3318 code for a protein of 1105 amino acids. The record is from RefSeq and is a predicted model, not a curated record. Gene Ontology annotation, biological process: phosphorelay signal transduction system. NCBI's taxonomy places the organism in Eukaryota, Fungi, Ascomycota, Leotiomycetes, Helotiales, Sclerotiniaceae.
AUGCUCUCAUCCUUGGAACGCAAAAGAAUUCGCGAGGUUCGCCGGUACUACAAAAGGUCUCCCGAUGAUCCGCCCAUUGCUGGGGAAAAUGUGCCAGCCGAAAGUCCCGAGACUAUCCGUACUUCCUUGCAGAAGCAACAAAGACAUUGGAUUUGUCAGAUUCUUCAAAACAUGACCCAGGCGAUGAUUUAUGGAUGGGUUGUGGAGGAAGUUGUCCCUGAGCCGAAUCAUUAUGCCUGUUUCAGCGUCCCCGAUUUAAUGGCUGAUCCAAGGUUCUGUAACUUGCCUUAUGUUGCAGGAGGGCCGAGAUUCCGAUAUUAUGCAGGAACCCCUUUGAUCAGUGAUACUGGGAUACCAAUUGGAAGCGUCUUUGUCAUUGAUCCAAGACCACGCGAACCAGCAACAAGAGCAGAGAUUGAUUUCCUGGGAUUGAUGGCAAAAAACGUGAUGGAGUAUCUUGAAAUGAAACGAGAAAGUGUGCAAUUGAGACGCAAUGAUGUUAUGUCCAAAGGCUUAGCUGCGUUAGUUGAGGGUCAAAGUAGGAUCCCGCGGCAAGUCGUAACAGAUGUCAUCGUCAAGUACCAAGAAGUUAAUGGGAUUAGCUCGGAUGAAGCCAACAUGAUUAACCCUAACUUGAGGAAUACUAUAAUUGUUACUGACGAUUCUUUAGCUACAGUCGCUGAACAGUCAUUAAACAACAUAGUGGGGCCCCCGCGCUCACUCGUCGGCGAGAACCCAUUAUAUGAUAUCUCACCCAAUACUCCCAUGGGCCCUCUGACGUCGACUGAUGCUCCGGCUAUCCAUGAUCGGAUACUCUCACGAGGUGCCAAUCUACUGAGAGAAUCCCUUGAUGUUGACUAUACGAUCUUCUUUGAUAUGAGUAUUGGCUUUUCAACCAGUGCCGAAAAUGGACAGAACGGAGAAGUUAGAUCACCUGAAAGUGCCACGUUGGAUGCAUCAGAUACAGGCAAUGACUUCACCUCGACCUCCGCUCAUCUUGUUCAAGAAAAUGGUAUCAGUCUGUUGAAUAUAUCUGCGCGGCCUUGCUCGCUAAACAGGAGGACUAAUGAAGCAGGCUCGGCCAAAGUUAGAAGUUUUUCCACUUCGACGUCUUCAUCGCUGGAAGGCAACACAUUAUCCUGUAAAUUGUACAGAGCGCCGAAUGAAAAGGAUCUGCAAAGACUAUCAAAGAGGUAUCCUAAGGGUAAAGUGUGGACAUUCAAUGGCUAUGAUUCCGAAUCUUCAGAAGGAGAAGACUCAUCACCAUAUGAACAAAUGUUUGCUAUGCAAAAUAACCCACAACAGCGCCGUCGAGUCAGAAAGACUGAUCGCAGCAUUAUGAAGCGAUGUUUCCCUGAUGCUCGGGAGGUUCUUUUUGCUCCUCUUUCGGAAGCAGGAACCGGAUUACCAAUAGUGGCUUGCUUUGCAGUAUCACUACGAGACAUAGCGAUUUUCACGUCGGAUACAGAAAAGGCAUUCGUCCGUGGCUUUCUGAAUAGUGUAUCUAUUGAGUAUAAUCGAAUAUCCAUCGCGGCUGCCGACCGUCAAAAGGGAAACUUCAUAUCAAAUAUAUCGCAUGAACUGAAAUCGCCGCUUCACGGCAUACUGGGAUCUGCUGAGCUCUUAAGCGAGACGGGUCUUGACAAUGGUCAAUUCGAACUUUGCUCAACAAUCGAAACGUGUGGACGAGUCCUUCAAGAAACUUUAAUGGAUGUUCUUGAAUACUCCAAGCUGAAAAAGCUAAAGAAAGAUAAAAGAGCUGGAGGAGAGGUUCCGAAUAAGAAUGUAGAUACUUCAGACUCUAAACAAGUAAGUGGCGAAAGCCUUAAUAGCGGAGGCAUGGAUUCGCUACCUCUAGAUCUUGCUAGAAUGUGUGAAGAUUCGGUGGCAAUUGUUGCAGCUGCAUACAUGCAUCACAGAUCGAAUUCGGAACAUCUUCUUUACCGAGUAAUGCAACCUCCAGGAACUACGGACCGGCAAGAUGAUCGGAUGUUAUAUAAAUGUAGCUCCGUCACCGUAUCUUUACACAUAGCCUUUAAUAAUUGGCACUUUUUCUGCUCUCCAGGAUCCGUACAGCGCAUCAUCAUGAAUCUAGUUGGGAACAGUCUCAAGUAUACCUCGACAGGCUUCAUAGAUAUUUCUUUAACACUUGAAUCCGCGAAAAAUGACAACUCCGAGGUAUCGACGACGCCAAAGAUAUUCGGUGAUGAUUUGGUGGUACUCCGAGUUAGUGAUAGUGGCAAGGGCAUUUCUAGUGAAUUUUUAAAGAGCAAGCUUUUUAUAGCCUUUUCUCAAGAGUCUUCAAUAGCGCCGGGUACUGAAGAGACGCUCGAUGUAUUCUUGUCGCAGUUGAUGAAAGCCGGUUCAUUCAAACCUUCGCUUAUAAUAGUGGUACGCUAUGUUUCAAGCCAGGGCCAUACAUCACAACACAGCUCCAUUAUUGGCAUUCCUAUUGAAAGUAUGACGAUACCUUUUGGUCCCUGGAAAUUACUGAAAACGUUGAUCACCUGCCUAUCUCAGAAGAAAGAGCAACUAUCACCAACGACUUUGACCUUAACCAAAAAUCAAUGUUCUUACAACAGCCCUAUGCCACCUCCAAUGGCCGAUGUUCAAAAGGAGCUUGAAGUGUCCAUCACCAGACCGGCUGCUGAUGGAGUAUCCCCUGACAAGCCGCUUGCUGCGCCUCAAAAUUUACCGAACCCUUCUCAACCUACAAUUCUUUGCGUUGAUGACAAUCCUAUCAACCUCCGCAUCCUCAAAACAGGUUUCCGCAAACUGAACUUCGACAUCACGUGUGCGGAAAAUGGAGCUGUGGCGUUUGAUAAGUAUCGUCUUCAACCUAAUGGAUUUGAUCUUGUCCUUAUGGAUCUUAGCAUGCCCGUCUGCAACGGCUACGAUUCUACACGAAUGAUCCGAUGUCUGGAUAAUCUUCAACAGAGUAUCAGUCCAGUACCCUUACCACCAACGCGUAUCGUGGCCCUCUCAGCUGCUUGUUCAGAGAAGGAUAGGGAAAAGGCGAAGGCGGCUGGUAUGGAUGAUUUGUAUAUGAAGCCGAUGAAGUUAGUAUUCAAGCUGGUUGCUGAGAUGGAUUUGGAUCUUGUGAGAGUGAAUCAGGGGAAGGGAAUGGAAUGGAACGGAAAAUUGAUGAUGGUUGAUGGUUAUGGAUGGCGCGCUGAAAUCAUCCUAUUGUUAUUCACAUAUUACUCAAUCUUCAUUUCUCCACUCUUGUCAACCACCAUACAAAGACUUUCAUAUAUCCAAAUCACAUCCCAAAAGUUACACGGCAUCAAAAACAUAAACAUAGUUAACGGGAUUUAA